Molecule: messenger RNA, 3864 nt
Organism: Drepanopeziza brunnea f. sp. 'multigermtubi' MB_m1
Lineage: Eukaryota; Fungi; Ascomycota; Leotiomycetes; Helotiales; Drepanopezizaceae
Source: RefSeq, a predicted model, not a curated record
AUGAUCAAUGCGCCGACCGCCAGAGAAAGACGCGGAGGCAGCCUUGUCGGAGAGGGACGUGAUCUCCUCGAAUGCCACCCUCCAUACUCUCUUUGGAAGGGCCAGGCAAAAGUCGUGGAUGACGGGACCUGGAGCAGCGCUAGUCCGACCAACCCCUCGUACCAGCAGUCUCUCAAAGGCUCCAGAACUUCCAGCGACACUGGCACAGAAGUGAGCUCAUGCGAUACUGGAAAAGUUGACAAAAACAUACAAGCUAACAUUGCGCAUAGGGGGUUAUCGACCAUCCUACCUUCGCCUGCUCCGAGUGGUGAGCCGAGCCCAGUCCUUUCGAGCAGCCCCAUCAACGGUUUGCGAAACGAAUCUCGAAUCGAUGUACGGAAUGAAUCUGACAGGCGUAUCUCUACCACUACAAUCAACGAGCCGACGAGCCGACGAGUCUCGGUAAUGGAGGCUAAUCGUGACGCUGAACCUCCCCAAGGGCCUCGAGUGAGUACGGCUAUUUCCCGUCCGUCCUCACCUUCGAACGAGUCAGUGAAUCCAUCACCAGCGCAAUCACGCAGACAGUCGGUGAACCCUACACAAACUGCCGAGAUAUCUACAAUGGAGAUCCCUCCCUUGCCGUCUCCGUUUUUCCUCCCAUCAGAGACAGAAGGCCAAAUGCAUGAAGAAAUGCUCUCCCCGCUCCCCGAGGCUUCAUCACUUGCGCCGACUCCAGAGAACCACUCACUCCUCUUUCCGCAGACAUCCUCACUUUCAGAUCUUGGUUCAACAUCUCGCCCAGCAAUCACCCACCAGCAGGAAGUGGGAGCACCGAACAGUCAUCAGAUCUCCAGAGACACCAGAGAACUGUCACCCAGUCGAAUGAAUACGGCCUCUGCCUCGAGGACAAAUGAUUCCCAGCCACCAACUGCGCAUUCCUAUCCUAGCCCAAAUAUGCCACUAGCCCCGAACCCUAACAAGCGCCAAAGAACUCAAGCACCUGUCAUGCCGUCUCUCAAGGGUAGGGUCAUCUUGAUUGAAAAAUAUAUUGAGUCAUGCGGCGGCUGGAUGAAGUUGAACAGCGACCUGGAGCUUCUACGUUUUCAAUUUUUGAAAGAUGCCUGCGACAAAGAGGAUCCAUUCUACGUGGCAUUGCACCAGAUUUACUGCGCUUGGGAUACUAACCGCGUAGAGGUUGCGAACAUUCAAGGGUUUCCGCAUCUUAACACAUUGACCUUAGCCUUCCACACACUUGGACAAUUGAUUCGCGGUAACGAGCAAUUAGCGGCUAGCCAAAGAAUCUGGUUUUCCAAGUUCCCCAGUCCGUUAAGGGAUCUUCUAAGAAGCUCAGAGCCGUACCGCAACCAGGUGGCAGAUGUUGGGGUCUUCUUAGGGCGUCUGGCUAAUCAGUGGGGUCCUUUGUCCGUGGAGUGCAUGAGACGAAGAUAUCCUCCACUGGCCGAUGAGUUGGUAGAAAGAUUGGGUUUACUCUCCCCAAUUUUACAAUCGAUUGCGUUCACCGCCAGUCGCCGCAACCUAGGUAUCAGGGAUGAAGAAGCAGGCACCACAAUGGAGGACCUCUUCAGACGGGAUCAGCGGGAACACCAAGCACUGGCGGCUCGUUACAACACAGCUCGACCGCCAACAGCUAGAGAGGUACAACAGCGGAACGCUACCCUCGCCAAGGAAUACUUGACACUGUACAAUCAAUUACUGCAACAACGCUCUUCGGCUGCCAUGGCUGGAACCCAUGUUAUGAGAAAUCCAUCUCCUGUAAUUGCUAGUAACACACUGGCUGGAAAUGGCACCCAGCACCAUCACCUUAUGUCUAGAGCCCAGCCUGUCGAAAACUCAGCUGCGUGGCACCAAAACGUACCCAGCCCGGAUCCCAACGCAAAUUGGCAAUCCGCCAAUCAUAAUCAGCAAGUACCAACUCGUGUAUCAGACAGCUCUCCAAAUCCAUUCGUAAUGGCAAGUCAUUCCCAUAGCGUGGGAGGCUACCGGGUCUAUCCAAACGCCCCAAGCCCACCACUCCUCCAAGGCCUUUCAAUGCAGUCUCCGUCUCAGCAAGGGCUUCAAUCUGUGCCCUUGGCAAGUAAUCAUUUACAGACGCAGCAGAGUAUGCAGCCGGCGUAUCCUAUGGCCCCUGCUGCAAGACGCUUUCAGCAGCCGACGGAUAUACAGCAAUAUGCCCAAUAUGUCCAAACUGCAUACCAACAGCAGCAGAUUACCCAGCACCUCACAUUUCAACAACAGCAGCAGCAGCAGCAGCAGCAGCAGCAGCAACAACGACAGCAUCAACAAAACAUAGUGCCCCGACAGCAGUCGCAACAAAUUAUAAACUUCCUUGCCAAUCAGCACGGAGCUGCUCCUCAAACUUCUUGGCCUCCAAGCCAGCCCUCGUUACCCCAAAAUGUUCAGUUGGUGCGUCAACAGCCGAAUCAAGUUGGACAACAAAUGCCUGACCCGAGUCAUCAUGAUCAGAUGAGACAUGGCAGCAACGGAACCCUCGAUGCCCUGCGGCCUCACGUCAGAACUAGCGGUACCGGCAGCAACGGGCCACAGACUCCAUCAGUAAACCUUCCUGCCAGGCCUCCAACCAGGAUACCUGCACCACAUGCCCUGCCUCUUGGUAGGACCAUGCCGGACCCUAUUACGACAUACAGCCAGAAACCUCGAAUGGCGCGAGGGCUUAUCCCUCCUCUGCAUUAUUUGCACCCACCGCAGCCUAUUGUUCCUGAUACGAUAGCCUUACAUCAGGCCCAUCUUCGCAGUCCGCGUCUAGUUGCUGCUGAUGUGCCUUCUUCCGGUGUCGCGUCAGACAGUCCAAGUCUCCGCUUUUACCAAGCCAUCAGAGAAUUUGCUCUCCCACCAACGCGGAUACCUAUGAACACUCCUCUCUCGAAGCUUGAAUUUAGGACUCCCAAGGAUCAGCUUUCGCUAAUUGCCCAAGACAUUCGCCAUAGUGAUGGCCAAGUGCCAACUCGUAACUACAAGCGCGGUACGCUUCAAUAUCGCUUGCGCUGUGUGAAAACUCAGAGAACCGAUUUGAAGUGCUCGAUUGCAGAUUGGGUCCUGUUAGACACGGUCUGGCCCGAAAGUGCAUCCUUGUCCAUCAAUCAGAAUCGGCUCGAAUUGAGGCGCAAGAGCCACCAUGGAAAAGAUCAACCCGUUGAUGUUACAGCCUGCGUGCGUGACUCUGGUCCUGAUGGCAUCAGUCAAGUUUCACUAUCGAUCAUCAGAGGCCGCUCAAAGUGGAAGGAAUUCGGCUAUUUCAUAGCUGUAGAGCUGAUCGAAAUUCUGCAGCAUGACCAGAUUGUCGAGAUGAUCGGCAGCAACCGAAUCGCUGCAAACGUCACUUUGGAGAAUAUUAAGAGAAACCUAGCGGGGCCGGCGGACGACCAUGACGACGAUAUUGCCAUGGUUGUCAGUGAUCUUUCAAUCGACCUGGCAGAUCCCUUCUCCGCUCGUAUAUUCGACACGCCGGUCCGUGGAAGCAGCUGCUUGCAUCGAGAAUGCUUCGACUUGAAGACCUUUCUCUUAACGCGAAACGGCAAACCAAAACGCCAAGGACAGCCAUGCAUGAUUGAUGUCUGGAAGUGUCCACUGUGUGGCAAAGAUGCUCGCCCUUACAGUCUUGUCAUCGAUGACUUCCUCGUCUCGGUACGACAGUCGUUGGAAGCUCAAGGAAACCUCGAUGUGAAGGCUAUCUGGGUUGGAGCGGACGGUAAAUGGCGACCUAAAACUGAAAAGCGGAAAUCCAUGCGUGAUCCGAACGAUAGCGACUUCAGUGACGAUGAGGGUGACGAAAAACAAGGUGAUGCCCCGAGAAAUCCAAACCCGCCAUCAGCGAGUCGGGUGGUGAUAGAACUCGACGACUCCUGA